CAGCAUCAAGCAACAACAUGAAAUUACACCUUUAAGUAAAACAUUCGCGCUCUGUUUACAUCCAUGCAUAUGAAUAACUCAAAGAUACUCAAAUCGCAAUUGUGUUAUUUUAUAGUUUAAAACUAAUAAGUGAGGUUAUUUUUUGUGUUGUUAUAACAAAAGUUUUAUCCAUUCCACUGAUCAUUAUUUGUAUGCUGUACUUGAUAAUAUUCAGAACAGUUAAUUAUCUUGGAUGCUCAUAUCAACGUAGAUGUACAGUUGUAUCAAGUUUAACCAAAAAAUUGUGAUUUUUUUUUACUUAUUACUGUUCAAAUUUACUAUUUCAUGAAACAAAACAAGUUAUCGGUUUUAAUUUCACUUUUGACAACUGUCAUUUUAUCAUCUGCGUUUUAAGAAUUACGCAUUUAUUUCCGACGACAUUUAAGUUGACGCUAAAAUAUAGACAUUUCUAGGUGACAAUGGUACCUCUGGGACCAUCUCCAGUUCAUCAAUCAUUAAAUAGCACAACUUCAACGCCAGCAUCUGGGACUAAAGGAAAUUCUUCUGUUAAACCGAAUUAUACGUUAAAAUAUACACUCGCUGGACAUACGAAAGCUGUAUCUUCGGUCAAAUUUAGCCCUAAUGGAGAAUGGCUUGCAAGUUCAUCUGCCGAUAAGCUCAUAAAAAUAUGGGGAUCUUAUGAUGGAAAAUUCGAAAAAACUAUUCAAGGACAUAAAUUAGGAAUUUCUGAUGUAGCAUGGUCCAGUGAUAGUAGGCUAUUAGUUUCUGCAUCUGAUGAUAAAACACUCAAAAUAUGGGAGCUUAGCUCAGCUAAAUGUUUGAAAACUUUAAAAGGCCACAGUAAUUACGUUUUCUGUUGUAAUUUUAAUCCUCAGUCCAAUCUCAUCGUUUCUGGUUCGUUUGAUGAAAGUGUCAGGAUUUGGGAUGUUAGAACAGGAAAAUGUUUGAAAACGUUACCAGCGCACUCUGAUCCCGUAAGUGCAGUUCAUUUUAACAGAGAUGGAUCCUUAAUUGUUUCUAGCAGUUAUGAUGGAUUAUGUCGCAUAUGGGAUACUGCGUCUGGACAAUGUUUAAAAACUCUAAUUGAUGAUGAUAACCCACCAGUAUCAUUUGUUAAAUUUUCUCCAAAUGGUAAAUAUAUUUUGGCUGCAACUCUUGAUAACACGCUCAAGUUGUGGGACUACAGUAAAGGAAAAUGCUUGAAAACUUACACCAGUCAUCGUAAUGAAAAAUACUGCAUAUUUGCAAAUUUUUCUGUAACAGGGGGAAAGUGGAUCGUUUCUGGUUCAGAAGAUCAUAUGGUAUAUAUUUGGAAUUUACAGACUAAGGAAGUUGUUCAAAAACUUCAGGGACAUACAGAUGUAGUACUUUGUACAACAUGCCACCCGACGGAUAAUAUUAUUGCUUCAGCUGCUUUGGAAAAUGAUAAAACUAUAAAGUUAUGGAAAAGUGAUACAUAGACUAUUUAAUUUAAGCAAACUGUUUUGUGUAUAAAUUUAUAUUACUUUAUCCUGUAAAUCACAUUGCUACUGAAAGUGUAUUAUAUAAAAACAUUAUUUUUUUCUUCUA
Molecule: messenger RNA, 1569 nt
Organism: Microplitis demolitor
Lineage: Eukaryota; Metazoa; Arthropoda; Insecta; Hymenoptera; Braconidae
Gene: wds
Product: protein will die slowly
Exons: 10
Coding region: 459-1460 (333 amino acids)
Cellular component (GO): Set1C/COMPASS complex
Molecular function (GO): histone binding
Source: RefSeq, a predicted model, not a curated record